Molecule: messenger RNA, 789 nt
Organism: Heterostelium album PN500
Lineage: Eukaryota; Evosea; Eumycetozoa; Acytosteliales; Acytosteliaceae
Exons: 4
Coding region: 1-789 (262 amino acids)
Source: RefSeq, a predicted model, not a curated record
AUGAUUUUUAACAGUAAAAAUAAUAAUCAUGGAAUUAGUCGAUUUGGAAUUGGUAUUAGAAACAAUUUAAAUAAUCAACAACAACAACAACAACAACAGCAACAGCAACAGCAUUAUCAAGUUCAACAACAACAGCUACAACAGCAACAACAUGAUGAAAAGUUGAUAUUCGAAUUACUCAAGAAACCAUUAGUAGAUAAAAAAGUCAUUGCUCAUAUCUACCGAUUAAUAAUCAAUCGUACAAAUGGCCAUGGCGCUAUUCCUGAGAUGAUCUCCAACAACAACGGUGGUGGUGGUAGUGGUAGUGGUGGAAGUAGAUUCAGCAAUAGUAAUAACACAGAUGAAUCUAUUUCAAUUGAUCCAGAUGCACUUGUUCUUCUCAACUAUGUUACCUUUAAAUUUCUAAAAUACCUCUUAAUGGAGACCUACGAUAAUAAAUUGAAUGAAUCGAAACAAAUUACUCUUAAUUCCACAGAGGAAUUCAGUAGGAUCGCACAGGAAAUGGCAAUGGCAGACCCAAGCCUAUCUAUUGGAACAAAGAUAACAUCUUUCAAUGCAUCAGAGAUAGGUUUGAAACGAUACCACUACCUGAAUCAAUAUUUCUAUGAGGAGACAACCGCAGCCGAUCAGCAAUCCCCUUCGGGUCAAGAAGUCAUAGUGGUCGAUAAUCAAAAUAAUAAUAAUAAUACAACUACUACUACGACAACCACCACCACCACUAAUACCAUCAGUGAAUUUGAUGAAACAAAACCUCAUUACUUGAAUAGUUAUUUCCUACUUCCAAAAUAA